Molecule: messenger RNA, 4263 nt
Organism: Vitrella brassicaformis
Lineage: Eukaryota; Vitrellaceae
Source: the annotation of a GenBank genome assembly
UUGUGCGCCGCGGCAGAAUGGACCUGGAGCAGGUGAGGAAGAUGGAUGGACGGAUGGAUGAAUGGGUGGGUGGGCGGCAGAGGGCAAGGAGGGAUAGAUCAUGGGCACAGAUACCACGGACGUCAUCCAUGGCAGCCGGCAGACAGACUCCCACCGUAGAUCACCUCUCUUUCUCUUCCUGUGUGUGUGCAGGCGCGGAGAGACCUCUGGGCAAACAAGACAUGAAUCUCGUGAGGGCUCUGCAGUGCCUUUUCUCAUGGGCGUGUCUGGGAGCAUUCAUUCCGCAUCUGCAAAACCACAUUCGCCGGUCCCCGGCCGGCCAGCUGCUGUCCUUCAUCGACAAGACCUUCCGCAGCAUCCACAAGGGCACGCGAACAGCCGUUGAGCACCGCCGCCGUGGCAGCAGCGCGCUGCCGCGCCGCUGGAACGAGAAGCGCCGGGCUCCCGUGACCGAUGUGUUGCCGCAAUGCAUUUGGCCCGCCUACAACAGAACGGUAGCUCGUGCCGCCCUCAAUGCAGGAAAUACACAGACGGUAGGUAAUCCGAUCCACUAAUGGACGCAGAAUUGUCAUGGAUUGGAUUGGAUGGUGGAAGACAGCAUCUUCAUGGAUUGCUUUGAUGGUUAAUGGUUGUUGGUUUGGUCUUUGUGUCUUGUCCAGGUGCACGAUGAAGAUGUCUGCCCGCGCCGUGCCAUGACCUAUUUGUUCUUCUCGGACCGCCCCAUCGCCAGUCCCGCCAAAUCCCCGAUCACCCAGGACGCACCAUGCGACCAUCACAGCGACCCCGAAGAGCCAAUCCCAGCCAUGAGACCUCGUCCGUUGCAGCGCCGUAGACACCCCCAUGCCGUUCGCCGCCAAACUGACCCUCUGCAGCUGCGCAUCGGGAGGGUCGUGUUUGAGCAGAUAGGGGGCUUCGUCAAGAGGAGCAACACCGCAGCCAGUGGGCAGCAGCAGCAUGACGAGCAUGACCUUCUCAUGGAGGAGGGAGGGGGGCUCAACAAGACAUUGCCCAAUGACACAUCGGUGGAGAGCGUCAUUGGCGGCCUGGCCACACUGCUGCGCAAGCAUCAGGGGGAGGAGAGCCCACACCACGAUCACCUGGACGAAGAGAUCCCGACUGCCAAGGGAUGGGUCUCUGUGCCGAUGUGCAGUACGGCUCUCCACCUCUCACGGGAGCUGAUCUUCUACAUUUUGUCGGUGGUGGUGGUCGCUGGGGUCAUUACCGCGGGCAUCUUCUACGCCGUUGGCCGGCAGCAGAGAGGGUGGGAUAGAGGGGGAGGCAGAGUCACCAGGCCGCCAGAGGCUGCUGCUGCUGCCAUUGCAACUCGGCAGCGAAGGGGCCAGCCCGACGUGCCGUUCGGCCACCUGGCGCGGCACAUCGUCAAGUUAGAGACACAACUGUAAGACGGAAAGGGCACCAAGCCGUCUACGCACGAGUGCGGGUCUGUUGUUGUGUCAGUAAGGAGCAGGAGAAACAGGCGGAGGAGAUGCAUCGGCGGAGCCUAGAGCCAUAUCGCAAGACGCUGUCUGUCCGAGAGCAGCAGAUCCGGGAGCUGACGGAGCUGUGCUUCAAGCAGACAGAGGAGAUCCAUAGCGAGAAGGCCAAGUACGAGACGCAGAUCGACCGACUACACGCCGAGCUGGUCAGGGGUGACACACACACAGUUACAGCUGCAUGCAUGUCGCCUCUUAUGCUCCUCAAUUCCCACAUGUGUCUGUCAGGAGCAGCAGAAGAAGAACUACGACUCCAUCCUAGAGGUGAGCAGCACAGCCAGACCCGCACCCCUACUGCACAAAGCAUCCUCAUUUUCCCUGCCUCUUCACUUGUCUCAGUUUGCUGUCCAUUCACUUCGUGUUGGAUCUGAGGCGUCUGACCGCGCGGCGGCUGCUCUCGCCACCAGCGCGCCAUCAGCAGCAUAUGGCACAUACCACUACCACCAGCAUCAGCACGGCAGCGGCGUGUUUCCCGCCCCAGCAUACACACAGGUGGGUCGGUGGGAUGGCACACGUGCAGACAGGCAAGGCGACCCAAUACAAAGGCCUCUCUGUUCGCAGACGGCGGCUUGUGUUCGGCCGUAUCGUAUCGUAUACAGAAGCGGCAACCCCGAGCCAAACGAUGGACCGGUGCGCAAUCAGUGCACAAUGCAGAGAGGAAUGGGAAGGUCGCCCAGCUCUGUCCCUCUGUGUGUCCUUUUUGCUCAUUUAGGCUGUGCACCGUCUGUCGCGCGACAACCACGUGUGCAUCUUCAGCCACUUCCACCCCUGGGAGUUCUCGCGCAUGCGGUCGGCCAUCGGCCCCGCCUUUGAGAUCGAUGCCGCCCAGCCGUACACCCAGCUGACCCUCGACUGCACCGACCAAUCGGCCAGGCGGAUGUGGGAGAACCUGUCGUGCGACGCGGCGUAUCAGUGGGGCCACAGGGCCCGCAACAUCAAAGAGCUGACGGUGCGGCAUCCACAUGACGAUCUCCAGUGGUGUGUCCCGGCGUGGGUAUCUUUAGUCGAGGGCCAUGCACACGGCCACUUGAGCGACCAACAGCACCAGGCCAGCGAUGAGGCGUCAUCUACAGUCGCUCCCCCGCCCCUCUCCCAGCCCCCCUCUCACGCCACCCUGCAAACCAUCCGAUUCGAGGGGGUCAAGUGUGGUCGGUCACGAGGCCGGAACGAUUGGUACGAGCGCCGGCCCCCUCCCCCCUCCUCCCCCGUCCAUCUGCCGGCCCUCACCACCGUCACCAACAUCCCGGCCCGCAGCGCGUGGGCGCGUGCCGGUCGGGGGUGGGUGACACCCAAUGUCACCACACUCACGUUCGAGGGCCGCUUCGUCGGCGAGGUCGAGUACGAUGGGGCGCGCGAGUGGAUCGGUGGCUGCGAUCGGCUCGAGAAGCUCGAGUAUGACACGGAGGGGUAUAACGUCCAGGAAGGCAACGAGCGGCUGCUGACGGCCAUGCCGGAGGGGCAGGGCCUGGCGAGCCUGCGGUCCCUCGGCCGUGUGCGAAUGGCCGAUGACAUCGGUUUCUAUUCGAGGUGGGAUGUGGCAGAAGUGGACGAGUUUCGCCAGCUGUUGGUGCGGCGCGGGUGUGUGAGAAGCCUUCAGGAGAUGGAGCUUGACGUAGGGGAGUAUUUGGAGGACACCGCCGAAAUGCGGCAGCUGAUCGAAAACGCAGCAAAGCUCACGUAAGGAUACAAGAAGAGACGAACCGGGCCAACAAUACACAUCGCCUCUUAUGGUUUUUUUCUUUCCUGCCCGCUCUUUUCCAGUGACGCCGUGAUGCAUCCUGAUGCCCGCCGCCAGCCGAUCAUGCCGUGCACUCGCGAGGACGGGCAGAUCGACCUGCAGCUGGUCGCAUGGAGCCGCCAGCACCCCUCCCCAACGCUGCAGAAGCUCGUGAACGACUUCGCCGAUGGUGCCGAUGCAGUGGUAUUCGACGAGCGGCCACGCGCGUCUUCUGCCCAUCCCAUGAUCCCCCCGACCUUCCCCCAUUCGACCACGCUCAUUCUCCCCGAGAGCUUCCUCGCACACGAGCAGGUCGGGCGUGCUGUGGAGGUGGCCAUGAGAAUGCCCCGGCUGAAGCGCAUCGUGUGUGACGAGCAUCGGGCGGCGAUGGCCUUCUUGAAGGCAUUGCACGCCGCGGCACCAGAGAAGAAACUGAAGUAUUUGACUCUGCGACAGGAUGUCGACAGCAUCGUCAACGCGACUUCUGCUGAAUGUGGCGAUUGGAGCAGGACGUGGAUCGAGCAUCUGAACAAGCUGCCGUCCAUCAGGAGCGCGAUGAUACUCGUUCAGGGUCAGCAGAGAGAAAAGAGAGCCGUUCACAUGUGCUGCUUUACAUCUGGUGCGUACAGGGGUUUUGCUGGACGAUUCUCGCUUCGAGUGUCUGUACAGCCGACUGACGACGCUGCUCGUCACUCUCAGCAAAGCAAAGGUUGGUUGGUCCGCGCAUCCAACCGGGAGAACAGUCGGGACGGCGGGUGUAUGUGUUCGUGUGGUUCCUCUGUGUUCUUGCAGGACACCGAGGACUCGUGUGUCGAGCUAUGCUGUGAGGAACGACUACUCGAGCCCCUCCGCGAGAGGUUCAUCGGUGCGAUGGCCCUCUUCAACCUGGCCAGCACCACGCAUCGGCUGGAUGUUUCGGAGUCGGACACCAUCACGCUGGAGAAGAUCGACUGAGUAGCUAUAGCUGCCGCUGGCAGGAUGGGGGAGAGAGGGAGAGGGAUGCUGACAGGGUUGUGCAGCUGACUGAGUGAGACUAGAGUGCUUGGAAUGCCG